Molecule: messenger RNA, 980 nt
Organism: Epinephelus lanceolatus (giant grouper)
Lineage: Eukaryota; Metazoa; Chordata; Actinopteri; Perciformes; Serranidae
Source: RefSeq, a predicted model, not a curated record
CACAGUGUGUCCCAGUGGAAAGUUCGGUAAAGCCUGCGCUGAGGCGUGUUUGUGCACCAACAACGGCACCUGUAACCCAAUCGACGGCUCCUGUCAGUGCUACCCUGGAUGGAUCGGCGAGGACUGCUCCAAACCGUGUCCUCAGGGCUCGUGGGGUCCAGACUGCAUCCACACAUGUAACUGUCACAACGGAGCUCAGUGCAGCGCCACAGACGGAGAGUGUAACUGCAGCCCUGGAUGGACGGGACUCUACUGUACUCAGCGCUGUCCCACAGGUUUCUACGGCGGCCAGUGUGCUGAAGUGUGUCGCUGUCAGAACGGCGCCGACUGCGACCACAUCAGCGGACAGUGUUCCUGCAGGACGGGGUUCAUCGGACAGAGCUGUGAGCUCAAGUGUCCUGCAGGGACGUUUGGUUACGGCUGCCAGCAGCUGUGUGAGUGCAUGAACAACGCCACCUGUGACUACGUGACGGGAACCUGUUACUGCAGCAUCGGCUUCAAAGGCAUCCGCUGUGACCAGGCGGCUCUGAUGAUGGAGGAGCUGAACCCGUACACUAAGAUCAGCCCGGCGCUGGCAUCAGAGCGCCAGUCGGCUGGCGCCGUCCUGGGCAUCAUCUUCCUGCUGCUGCUCAUCAUGGCCAUGCUCGGCCUGGUCGUCUGGUUCCGCUACCGGCAGAGAGAGAAAGGCCACCACGUGCCGAGCGUCACCUACACGCCUGCCCUGCACAUCAACUCCACAGACUACUCCCUCUCAGCAGGGCUGCAGUGUACAGGCCUGCUCUCCUCUCCAGACUCCUCUCCCAGUAACAGCUCUGUAGGACGCUGCUUCUCCAACACCAGCUACCGCACUCUGGGGCCGUGCACCUACGCUGCCCACUACGCCAAGCCGGACAAGAGGAGCUCCACCAAGAUGUUGAGAACCAACAGUGUUUACUGCAUCGACCGGCGCUUCAGUUACCACGUGGAGCCGCACUACAGAG